Molecule: messenger RNA, 1919 nt
Organism: Sitophilus oryzae (rice weevil)
Lineage: Eukaryota; Metazoa; Arthropoda; Insecta; Coleoptera; Curculionidae
Exons: 6
Coding region: 241-1779 (512 amino acids)
Source: RefSeq, a predicted model, not a curated record
CCAACCAUUUCGAAAUGAAGCAUGCAAUUUUUAUUACACCCACUAUCCUCCACCAGAUAUAAAGUUUCGACCGAAAAGAUUCUCAUAAUAAAUCUAACUUUACCUGUAUAUCUAUAACGUAUUUGACAUGCGUCAAACGUCCGAAAUAAAUGGCAAAAUUUCUCGUUUUUAACGUAAACGUUUCAUUCUAAAUUUUGUUAUGUGUUUGUAAUAAUCAGUUUCGCAUAAAAAUUCACCGUUAUGGAGAAAAUUGCCACCGAGAAUCUGUUCCUGUUGGAGUUUCUAGUGGACAGCGUUACUUUGGAUCCGAAAUGCGACUGCGAAGCUCCCCCUGGAGAGACAUGCGUCUCUUUCCAGUUUCUGGAUAACGCGCCUUUGGACGUGUGCGAGGCGGAUUUCAACCCGAAAAGAAGCAUUAAAAACGAUAGAGGAUCGGUGAAGAGCGGGAAAAGUUGCUUGUUUUCGCUCAGUCCAGAACAAGCGACGGCAGCUACAGAGCAAUUCGACAUAGCUGUGUCGGUAAUGAGAAAAAUGCAACCGGGAUGGUUGCCAGAGACUGUCGAAAUAGGUGCAUCUGUUAUAUCCGUAUCCAAUUUAUUCAAUGAGUUGAUCAGCAGCGUCGAAUUAUCUGAUGGCAGCUCUCCCACAGCCAAAACACUGAAAGACGUUUUCAAUAUCAGCGAUCCAUCAAACGCCAGCACUGUAAUAGGGAAAAUCAGUGUUUACAUUCGCAUGUCGUGUUUUGGAAAGCUCAUCGUGACCCAAUUUCAAAUGAAUUUGGACGACAAAAGUGUGUUAUUUAAAGACAAGGAAGGAAAAAGUUUAUAUAGGUAUAAGAAGGCUGGUAAAAAGGGUGGACAGCAAGGUGGGGAUUUGCAAAGAGGAUACAAUUCAACUUGUCCCACCUCACCCUGUCUUCGACCAAGUGGUGCAGGUCCUCAGGAAGCGUUCAAUCCACGUUACGGCUCCAUGCCCAAUGAUUUGUCCGGGUUUCCCAAUACGAACACGAACGGACUUGGACAAUAUGCUGCCGGUUGCCCGGCCGGUUGUCCGAUACAGCAGCCAGGCGGAUUCCAAAACGGCUUACCGGCGAAUAACAUGAUGACGCCUUGCAAUGAGUGCGGAUACAUACCCAACGCGGCAUGUUUACCUCCUGGAGCUGGCAUGAUGCCUAACGCUUUUGAUAUGGGACCAGUAAUGCCGCAAGUUCCCGAUGGAAAUUAUCAAGAGAUCGGAGCCAGUUUGGGCGGGAACUCGUUAACCAUUCGGGUUCAUAAGGACAAGGGCAAAUUGGAGCAGGUCGAUCCAAACGCGCCGGAUUGUACUUGCGGAGAUGGAGGAGCGUUGGCUAUUUCUGGAAAAAGCCAAAAUCAACAGGCAUUCGCCAUGCGUCCCGGCGUACCAGGAAACAGUCCGUUUUCCUUUCGAAUGGGCCAACACGGCGACUCAGGCGGUUAUGGACAGGGUGGCAACGUAGUUGUCAAUCCACCCGUAUGCACUUCUCCAGAUGGGACGCAGUUUACAGAAUUUUCGGAUCCGAAUAAAGAAAUGUUCAUUUUAAGAAUAGGCAAGAAAAGCGAAGGUGUCGAUAAGAAAAAUAAUUUGGAACUAGAACUUCAAACACCAAAAGGUCCACCGUUGAAACCUAUUCCGAAAAAAGAAACGGUUGAAACUCAAUACGAUCCAAAAGAUGUAGGUGCUGAUGAUACUGCGAGUAAAAAGAGUAAGGGAUGCAAAGGUAAAGGAGGUGGCAAAGGAAAAGGAAAGAAGAAAAAAUAAGCGUAACUGAUAUCAUCUUUGAUUUACUGACUAUAUAAAUACAUUUUACCUAAAAAUAUACUAAUCUGAUAUACUUCAUCGCAAAUUAUUAUACUCUAUUUGUAUUCAUAUUUUUUAAAUAAUAAAAAUGUAUCAUUUAA